Molecule: messenger RNA, 2315 nt
Organism: Bubalus bubalis (water buffalo)
Lineage: Eukaryota; Metazoa; Chordata; Mammalia; Artiodactyla; Bovidae
Gene: NEK8
Product: NIMA related kinase 8
Exons: 15
Coding region: 80-2176 (698 amino acids)
Biological process (GO): protein phosphorylation
Molecular function (GO): ATP binding; protein kinase activity
Source: RefSeq, a predicted model, not a curated record
GUGGUUCUAGAGAGGGCGGGUCCGCGCACGCGCUGCCUUUGGGUUUGGGGGUUCCGGAAUUGUGACUCUGAGAAAUGAGAUGGAGAAGUACGAGCGGAUCCGAGUGGUGGGCAGAGGUGCCUUCGGGAUUGUUCAUCUGUGCUUGCGCAAAGCUGACCAGAAGCUGGUGAUCAUCAAGCAGAUCCCUGUGGAGCAGAUGACUAAGGAAGAGCGGCAGGCAGCCCAGAAUGAGUGCCAGGUGCUCAAGCUGCUUAACCAUCCCAACGUCAUUGAGUACUACGAGAACUUCCUGGAGGACAAGGCUCUCAUGAUCGCCAUGGAGUACGCACCAGGCGGCACCCUGGCCGAGUUCAUCCAGAAGCGCUGUAACUCCCUGCUGGAGGAGGAGACCAUCCUGCACUUCUUCGUGCAGAUCCUGCUGGCGCUGCAUCACGUCCACAGCCACCUCAUCCUGCACCGGGAUCUCAAAACCCAAAACAUCCUUCUCGAUAAACACCGCAUGGUCGUCAAGAUUGGCGACUUUGGCAUCUCCAAGAUCCUUAGCAGCAAGAGCAAGGCCUACACGGUGGUGGGUACUCCCUGCUACAUUUCCCCUGAACUGUGUGAGGGCAAGCCCUACAACCAGAAGAGUGACAUCUGGGCCCUGGGCUGUGUCCUCUAUGAGCUGGCCAGCCUCAAGAGGGCCUUCGAGGCUGCGAACCUGCCAGCGCUGGUACUGAAGAUCAUGAGCGGUACCUUCGCGCCCAUCUCUGACCGGUACAGCCCGGAGCUGCGCCAGCUGGUUCUGAGUCUGCUCAGCCUGGAACCUGCCCAGCGGCCGCCGCUCAGCCACAUCAUGGCGCAGCCGCUCUGCAUCCGGGCGCUUCUCAACCUGCACACGGACCUGGGCAGUGUCCGCAUGCGGAGGGCAGAGAAGCCCUUGGCCACUGGGCCACCCAUGACCCCGGGCAGUACAGGAAGCAGGACCACCAGCGCUCGGUGCAGAGGCGUCCCCCGGGGACCUGCACGGCCGGCCAUCCCGCCACCGCUGUCGUCGGUGUACACGUGGGGCGGCGGGCUCAGCGCGCCACUCCGGCUGCCCAUGCUCAACACGGAGGUGGUCCAGGUGGCAGCCGGGCGCACGCAGAAGGCCGGCGUCACUCGCUCCGGGCGCCUCAUCCUUUGGGAGGCCCCGCCCCUUGGCGCGGGAGGUGGCGCCCUCCUGCCGGGGGCGGUGGAGCAGCAGCAGCCCCAGUUCGUCUCCCGUUUCCUGGAGGGUCAGUCGGGUGUGACUAUCAAGCACGUGGCCUGCGGGGACCUCUUCACCGCCUGCCUGACUGACCGAGGCAUCAUCAUGACCUUUGGCAGUGGUAGCAACGGGUGCCUAGGCCAUGGCGGCCUCAAUGACAUCAGCCAGCCCACCAUCGUGGAGGCCCUGCUGGGCUAUGAGAUGGUGCAGGUGGCUUGUGGGGCCUCUCAUGUGCUGGCCUUGUCCACUGAGCGAGAACUAUUUGCUUGGGGCCGCGGAGAUGGUGGUCGGCUGGGACUAGGCACCAGGGAGUCCCACAGCUGCCCCCAGCAGGUACCCAUGCCCCCAGGACAGGAAGCCCAGAGGGUUAUAUGUGGCAUUGACUCCUCUGUGAUCCUCACAGUGCCUGGCCAAGCCCUGGCCUGUGGGAGCAACAGGUUCAACAAGCUGGGCCUGGACCACCUCUCCCUAGGGGAGGAGUCUGCCCUACACCAGCAAGUGGAGGAGGCCCUGAACUUCACUCCAUUAGGUUCUGCACCCCUGGACCAGGAGCCCCUGCUGAGUGUGGAUUUGGGCACUGCUCAUUCAGCAGCUGUAACUGCCUCUGGUGACUGCUACACUUUCGGCAGCAAUCAGCAUGGGCAGUUGGGUACCAGUGCUCGCCGGGUCAGCCGGGCACCCUGUCAAGUCCAGGGCCUCCAGGGCAUCAAGAUAGCGAUGGUGGCCUGUGGGGAUGCCUUCACUGUUGCCAUUGGGGCAGAAGGUGAAGUGUACUCCUGGGGCAAAGGGGCCCGAGGUCGCCUGGGAAGGAGAGAUGAGGACGCUGCACUCCCUAGGCCAGUGCAGCUGGAUGAGACCCAGCCCUACACGGUGACCUCUGUGUCCUGUUGCCAUGGCAACACUCUCCUGGCUAUCCGCCCUGUCACGGAUGAGCCAGUCCCCCCUUGACACACCUGGAUACACUGCUGGGCUACCCUGAUAUUGCUUCUCCUGUGAAUGGUCUUGAAAAGUGCAGGCGCCACACUGGAUUGUAUCAUCAAUGGGGUAUAAGGACCAGUAAAACCCCUGCUCUGCUUUUGGCUCUGGA